Messenger RNA from Mugil cephalus (flathead mullet), 1454 nucleotides. It is a transcript of the gene rp9, whose product is annotated as RP9 pre-mRNA splicing factor. The coding region runs from base 175 to 867 and encodes 230 amino acids. The record is from RefSeq and is a predicted model, not a curated record. Gene Ontology annotation, biological process: RNA splicing. The transcript is spliced from 6 exons. NCBI's taxonomy places the organism in Eukaryota, Metazoa, Chordata, Actinopteri, Mugiliformes, Mugilidae.
CAGGAAGUAGCAGCAGCGCCGCAGCAGCGUUUGCUGGUUAGCUGCGGGCUAGCAUGUUAGCAAGCAUUACAUACGGAGCUGUCAAGUAAAACAACAACAACAACAAAGCUCUGCAUGCACCGUUAACUCAAACUUAAUGUUUAUCCGGGGGCACUGCGUGUCCAUAUUGAGACAAUGUCGAGCAGAAAGCGAACGAAAGAGAAGGAGGAAAGGCGAGACCACAAGAGACACAAGACAUCGAAACACGAUUUGGAGAAACUCACGACACAGACGAAGAAACUCAGCCAAGAAGUUCAGAAACUGAAACACGUCGAAACCUUCUACGAGAAACCUCCACCAGGACUCAUCAAGGAACAUGAAGAAAAACCGGAGGACUGUAUUCCAGCCGAACCAGGAAAUGAAGAAGCCAGGACCUUCCUGGCCCACGCCCCCACCAAGGGGCUGUGGAUGCCCCUGGGGAAGGAGGUGAAGGUGAUGCAGUGCUGGAGAUGCAAACGUUACGGCCACAGGACUGGAGACAGAGAGUGUCCGUUCUUCAUCAAAGGCAACCAGAAACUGGAGCAGUUCCGAGUGGCCCAUGAAGACCCGAUGUAUGACAUCAUUCGGGAAAACAAAAGGAAUGAGAAAGAGACCAGGAUCCAGCAGCUUCAGCAGCUGCUCCAAGACACCACCUCCUCCUCUUCCUCCUCCUCCUCCGAUUCAGACAGCUCCUCGUCUUCGUCUUCCUCCUCCCCGUCCUCCUCCGACCACCACCGCAGCAAGAAGAGGAAAAGGAGGAAGGACAAAAAGAAGAAGGACAAGAAGAAGAGAAAACGGAAGCGAAAGCACAAGUCCUCCAAAACCAGCGACCGCUCGGAUUCAGACUAAGUGUUUGCUGAUAUAUAUGAACUUGAACGCUGCGUUCUUCAAACGUAGAAAGAGACUGAAUAAAAUAGCAGAGAUGGUAGAUCUUCCACAGCACUGAGGCCUGUACCAGAUCAGAAAGAACUGCACUCUGGAGACUCCCUUAAGCCUUUUCUCUGCAGCUUGAAACUCUAUUUCCACUGUGCAUGACUUCUCCCGGCUUCGUUUUAUUUCCCCCAGGGUGACAACUUGAAGUUACAUCCUCAGUUAGAGCUCCGAGCGCAGAGUCAGGAGGAGUAACUGCUUAAGUAUGUAUGUGCACACAUGCCUUGAUGCAUGUGUGUGUCAAAAAUAAUUUGCUGCAUGGGGAAUGAAUCUAAAGUGAUGUGGAAUGAGCCUGCUGGUGCGAGAAAUAAUGUUCUUUCACAGGUUCUAAGCACGUCAGCAAAUACGGUGUGUCAUUAAGAGAUUGUAUUUUCCAACAUUUUUUGUUUGUUUGUUUUUUGUUUCGUUAGGCCUGCCGCCGUGCCGGUAUAAAAUACUGUGAUUGUAGAGUUUGCUCAAUGCAAAGAGAUGGAGGAAAUAAGUUCAAAUUAAACGUUUGAGUUCGA